Messenger RNA from Helobdella robusta, 2216 nucleotides. RefSeq lists its product as hypothetical. The record is from RefSeq and is a predicted model, not a curated record. The transcript is spliced from 16 exons. Gene Ontology annotation, molecular function: acetylglucosaminyltransferase activity. Gene Ontology annotation, cellular component: Golgi stack; endoplasmic reticulum-Golgi intermediate compartment; endoplasmic reticulum. The coding region runs from base 141 to 2216 and encodes 691 amino acids. NCBI's taxonomy places the organism in Eukaryota, Metazoa, Annelida, Clitellata, Rhynchobdellida, Glossiphoniidae. Gene Ontology annotation, biological process: protein N-linked glycosylation.
CUUUGGUCUACAUUUGUAAUGAUUUUUGAGGUUUUAUAAAUAAUAAUAAUAAUUAUAAAUAAUAAUAAUAAUGAAAAAAUAAUUAAUAAUAUUAAUAUUAAUAAAUAAUAAUUAUAAUAAUAAUAAUAAUAGUUAAAAGUAUGAUAUUAAUUCGCCAAAAUAAAGUUCUACUGAAUAAACGAAAUGCCUUAAUUCCGAGUUUACUUAAAAUAAGCUUACUUCCAUUCGUUACCAUUACAAUGUUUUACUUUGUUAAGAAUAUGUUAAAAGUAAGCAAAAUGGACACAUUGAACGGAAAGUUGAAGGAGUUGUUGGAACUUGAAGAGUUGAAACGCGGCCAGAUUUCUGCUAUGUGUAGCCAGUUAAUGAGUUGGGACAUGUACGAUGAAACUCUGAUGAGAAUAUGUUUCGGAGACGAUAGGACGACGUUUUACAAGCCCCUCCUACUAACGCAACUACCACACCUGGCCAGCAAUUGGUCAUUCAUCCAGCCACACGUUUUGUAUUCCAAGAAAAAACCCAACGUUACCAUAGUGAUUGGCAUAGUAACGGUGAGGCGAAGUAAUUAUCAAUACAUUGAAGAGACCCUAACCAGCCUGAUUGAAAAUUUAAAUGAAGAGGAAAUGGAAAAGACUCAAAUCGUCGUUAUGAUAACGGAAUUGAAAGAACGCAGUCGGUAUGUCGAGCAGGUCGAGAAACUCAUCACAGCCAAGUUUAUGAAACAUUUAUCAUCUGGCCUCUUACAAGUCCUAGCUUCAAACCCUGAUUUUUACCCUGACCUCAAUAGCAUAGAGGUCACUCUUGGUGACCCCAAAGAAAGAGCUAUGUGGCGGACAAAGCAGAACUUGGAUUACAUCUACUUGAUGAUGUACUGCUGGGGUAAGGGCAGAUACUAUUUGCAGUUAGAAGAUGACGUCAUAACAACCGGAAACUACAUUACCGAGAUCGAGAAGCGAGUAGAACCGUUGAAAACCGUCAGUAAAACCGGCAAAGAAUACGAAGAUUGGUUUAUGGUUCAGUUUUCAAAGAUGGGAUUUAUUGGAAAACUUUUCAACAAAGACAGUUUAUUGUUGAUGAUAGAAUUUCUAUUGAUGUUCUACCAAGACAAGCCCUGUGAUUGGCUGGUCGAUCACGUGGUCGGGACCAUGGAGACAUGCGUGCCCCUUUCGGAAAAUUCAUCUUGCCCUGGUUCACAACCCUUCAAAAAACGCAUCACCAUCUCUCCCUCUCUCUUCCAACACAUCGGCCUACAUUCAUCUCUGGCUGGAAAGAUACAAAAUAUCAAGGCACGUGACUUUCACCACAAAGUGGCGCUUUUAAGCAGCCAAAAUCCGCCGGCCACUGUACACACAACACUCAACAAAAUAAAAAAUCACCCACAUGAACUGCAACAGGUCUACGACUUCAAAAGUCCCGACCAAUCAUUUUUCUUCUGGGCCUGGGGACCUCGGAGUGAUGACGUCAUCACCAUUAAAUUCACCAAUCCACUUCCGCUAAGAAGUUACGAGAUCCGGUGCGGAACAAUGGAAUACCCGAACGACAUCCUACACAACGUGACCGUGCUAGUACAAUUCCACGACGAUGCUGUUGCUAAAGACAAAGAAAAAUUCGUAAGCAUGGACAAUGUUAACGUUCGCGAAAAUGGCCGAAUCUUAUUGGGUGACCUUAGCAGAAACAUCAACCAAUCAGUGCACGCCAUCAGGAUUCUAUUUUUAUCCGACAGUUCCUAUUGGCUGGCCAUCAAAGAGAUAAUUAUAACAACGUUUGGCUCAAAUAAAACAAUCAACAACAACAACAAUACUAAGCAUAAUAACAAGAACAACGACAACAACAACAACAUAAAAAUAAACAACAACAACAACAUUAAUGACGUCAUUAGAUUUUGCAACUAUGCAAACAUCAAUGAGACCUUUUGUUCUCGAUGGAUUGUCUUCAGAUUAAGCGUCACUCCCAACCCGAUCAUCGACUCCAUCCACAACCCAAGACACAAAAAAUUAUCAUUAAAACGUAAAAUUUACGACUUGUUUUGGCGUGAUUUCGCGAUUGUCGACGUCAUACUCUGCCUAUCAGUUGUCGCAUGGUCCAAAAGAAGUCGGCUAUUGAGGCUGGGGUUCUUGGGCACAAUGAAUUUACGGAUGUCUCUAAAUAACGGAGGCUGUAUCAGUGGACGAAACGUUACAACAUUCCUUCAUCUGUUCUUUCCAGAAACAGAGUAG